Molecule: messenger RNA, 1170 nt
Organism: Rhodamnia argentea
Lineage: Eukaryota; Viridiplantae; Streptophyta; Magnoliopsida; Myrtales; Myrtaceae
Product: dehydration-responsive element-binding protein 1D-like
Exons: 1
Coding region: 131-817 (228 amino acids)
Biological process (GO): regulation of DNA-templated transcription
Molecular function (GO): DNA binding; DNA-binding transcription factor activity
Source: RefSeq, a predicted model, not a curated record
AUUCCUAAGUUCAUCAGCUGUCCCAACACUCCUCCAGCUUCUUCACCUCGAAGAUAGCACGAGCUCAUUGUCCACUUCACUCACUCCACUGUCCGCAGCUAUCACACUAGCCCAGUGCGGUCGCCCUCCGAUGGACCCCUUCUCUUCCUUUUCCGAUCCCAACUCCUACUGCUUCGACUUUGCCGGGGAGUCGUCGUCGUCAUCGCCGUUGUCCGAUGGCAGGAGUGCAGCCGCGGCGGCGUUCAGGAACUUCUCCGACGAGGAGGUGCUCCUCGCGUCGCAUCACCCGAAGAAGCGCGCCGGGAGGAAGAAAUUCAAGGAGACGCGCCACCCCGUGUACCGCGGGGUGCGGCGGCGCAACUCGGGCAAGUGGGUCUGCGAGGCCCGCGAGCCCAACAAGAAGUCGAGGAUCUGGCUCGGCACGUUCCCCACCGCGGAGAUGGCCGCGAGGGCGCACGACGUGGCAGCGCUUGCUCUGAGGGGCAGGUCUGCCUGCCUCAACUUCGCGGACUCCGCAUGGCGGCUGCCCGUGCCGGCGUCGGCGGAUGCCAAGGACAUACAGAAGGCGGCAGCCGAGGCCGCGGAGGCAUUCCGGCAGGCAGAGUCUGAGGACUUGAUGUCAGGGGACGAGAAGAAGUUGCGUUCGGAAGAGGGAGUGCUCCAUGACGACGAGGACAUCUUCGGGAUGCCGGGGUUGCUUGCAAAUAUGGCGGAGGGGAUGCUCUUGCCUCCACCACAAUGCGGCGUAGAUGGUUACGGCGGAGAGGACGACGGGAAUUUGGACGGAUACGUGUCAUUGUGGAGCUUCUCCAUCUAAUCAUUUCUCGAUUUUCACUUGUAGUUUUCUGUUGUUAGGGACAACUUUGAUGCCGUGCUUAGAAGUUUUUAAUGGAGUGCGGAUAAAAGGUGAAGGGUAUCAAAAGACAAGAUAUAUAUAUAUUUUUUCCUUUGGUCAGAAAAGAGAGAAGAUAAUUUAGGAAGCCAUUUUGGGGCGCGUUGUUAGAUAAAAGCUUAUGGAUGAAGCACAGCUUUGCUGAUGUUGGGCCUCCAAUAAAGCGGAUAGGAAAGCGAAGCGAAGAAGGAAUUAGGCUGUGUUCGCAUCGCAGUAACAUCGGGCGUUUGCAUAUAGUUUAAUAAAGAGACUGCCGAGUCAUAAUGAUUUUGAGAGAA